AUGGUAGGAAAGAAGAUGAAAUGUCACAAGCUAGGCGUCAGACAAUGGCCAAAAUGGGAUUCGGUUCGGACACAACCAACUUGGAGGUACGCUGUUGCCGGGAUGCCAUUUUGGCGAAAUGCCUCUGGCGCCAAGGAGCAAACAGAAUGCUGCCAUUGCAGACGUGGAGUCUACAAGAACGGUGAUUCGAAUGUUGUGAUCUGCCGAUCUCGUCAUAGUUCUGUGAUGAUCAGACGAUCCGACAGUGGCUCAAGUAGCGGAACUCGUGAGCUACUCGCCAGAAAAGCGGAAGUCCAUUAA
Protopolystoma xenopodis is the source of this 300-nucleotide messenger RNA. The record is from the annotation of a GenBank genome assembly. Lineage: Eukaryota; Metazoa; Platyhelminthes; Monogenea; Polystomatidea; Polystomatidae.